GACACGACAUAGGAAAUUAAAAAUAUAAAUUAUUUCCAUCAUAAAAUAAUCUCGAUGAGUAAUCGAAAGCCCUUUUUAACCUGAAAACGCACACUGCGUUUGGGUUUAAGCAGAACCCUAAAGCCGCGCAACACUUUCUUCUUCUUCUUCCUCUUCCUCUCUCACUCUUCAAUCUCAAUCACCAACAAUGGGUAGUACCACAAAAAACAAACGCAACAAUUCCGUUUCCGACGAACACGAAGAAUCCAACAAAGAUUCUCACGAAAAACCUCUCAACAAAAAACCUAAAACCACCACCGAUUCUUCCACCACACCAACAAUGGAAACUCAUAAAAAGAGUAAAGCUUUCGACAAAAACAGGCGUAAGGACAAAUUGAAAUCAAAAUUAGAAUCCAAAUCGAAAUCCGAACCGGUUGAUUUGGAUUCCAAACCUACUGCGGAUUCGACUAGUGGUGGUACUAGUGGAGGUGAUUCUCCUCCGGAGUUUCACAUUAGUGUGUUUAAGGAUUUAGCUGUGGUUGAUGAUUCGGCUAGGUCAGCAGCUGCUAAACAAAUGGUGACGGAGUUGAAGGCUGUUCAGAAUGCUUAUGGUGUUCAAGAUAUGGAUAUUGAUGAUGGUGGUUUUAAGCUUGAAGCUGAGAAAAAUGAUGGAUUGGAUGAAUGCGCACCAUCUGUUCGAUAUGCUGUUCGUAGGCUUAUUCGCGGUGUUUCUUCUUCAAGAGAGUGCGCGCGACAAGGUUUUGCUUCAGGCUUAGCAGUUUUAGUUGGUGCUAUCGACAAAAUCAGGAUCGGCUCAUUCCUUAAGCUCGUAGUAGAUUUAUUGGAAGUAACUUCAUCAAUGAAGGGUCAGGAAGCAAAAGAUUGUCUUCUGGGUCGCUUAUUUGCUUAUGGUGCUCUGGUUCGAUCAGGAAGACUUAUCCACGAAUGGAGCAUGGAUAAAAAUACCCCAUACAUAAAAGAAUUUGUUGGUAUACUUAUCUCCCUUGCAAGUAAGAAGCGAUACUUGCAAGAGCCUGCCGUCUCAAUAAUUUUAGAAUUGGUUGAAAAGUUGCCUGUUGAAGCAAUAGCAAGUCAUGUUAUUGAAGCUCCUGGACUCGACAAGUGGUUUGAAUCUGCUGCAGGAGUAGGAAAUCCUGAUGCUCUAUUCCUUGCUCUAAAAGUUCGAGAGAAAAUUUCUAUCGACAGCUCCAUAUACGGGAAACUACUGCCAAAUCCGUUCAGCUCUAGCCAGCUCUUCUCUGCCGAUCACCUGUCCUCCCUGAGUAAUUGUUUGAAGGAAUCAACCUUCUGUCAGCCCCGUGUUCAUAGUGUUUGGCCGGUUUUGAUAAAUAAUCUCAUACCCAAUACUGUUUCACAAUUGGAAGAUGUGGCAUCAGCUUCAAAUUCAUUAAAGAAACAUAAGAAGAGUAGAAAAUCUUGCUCUUCUGAUGAAGAAAUUGCGAAGAAUCUCAAGUCUUUUUGUGAAAUUAUUAUUGAAGGAUCCCUUCUCUUCUCAUCUCAUGACCGUAAGCACUUAGCUUUCGAAGUUAUGUCUCUUCUUCUACAAAAGCUGUCUGCAUCUUUAAUUCCAGUUGUUCUGUCAAACAAAGUCGUUCAGUGCCUGAUGGAUAUACUAUCAAAUAAUAACACAUGGCUGAAGAAAGUUGGACUAGAGUUUCUUAAACAAUUGACAGAUUGGGUGGGGGACGAUGAUGUCAAAAGAGUUGCUGUUAUAGUGGCUAUACAGAAGCACAGCAAUGGAAAAUUUGAUUGUAUCGCAAAGACAAAGCAUGUUAAAAAUUUGAUGUCACGGUUCAAAACAGAAGCUGGUUGCAUGCUUUUUGUGCAAAACUUGAUGAACCUGUUUGUCGAUGAAGAUAAUACCUUGGAAGAACCUUCGGAUCAGAGUCAAACAACAGAUGAAAAUUCUGAAAUAGGCUCUAUUGAGGAUAAAGAUUCUCCUAGGACUAAUGGUAAUUCAGACUUAUUGAAGAGAUGGGUUAUAGAAUCCCUUCCUGGUAUUUUGAAAUUCGAUAAGCGGGACCACGGGGAGAUGUUCCGAGUACAAAAAGAAAUAAUGAAAUUUCUGGCUGUUCAGGGUCUGUUUACUGCAUCUCUUGGCACUGAGGUGACUUCAUUUGAGUUGGACGAGAAAUUUAGGUGGCCCAAAUCUCCCACAUCAAAUGCUCUUUGCAAGAUGUGUAUUGAACAGCUGCAGUUGUUGUUGGCUAAUGCUCAUAAGGUAGAGAGCAUGGCUAAUGCUAAUAGCCUUGAGCCUAAUGAUCUGGGUUCGUACUUCAUGAAGUUCUUCAGCACCUUAUGCAAUAUUCCUUCAGUUUCCCUCUUCCGGUCUUUAGAUGAUGAGGAUGAAAAAGCAGUGAAAAAUUUGCAAGCAAUGGAAGCUAAAUUAUCAAUAGAGGAAAGGAGCCACGACUGCAGUGAUGAUGCAAAUAGAGAUCGUGCACUGAGAUACUUGCUUAUCCAGUUGCUCUUGCAAGUCCUUCUUUGUCCAAGGGAGUACUCAGAAGCUGCGUCUGAACUCAUCAUCUGUUGUAAGAAAACAUUUUCUACUUCUGAUAUUCCUGAGUCCUCUGGAGAAGAUGUCACAGAGGUUGGUGAUGCACCUGAGUUGAUGGAUGUUCUUGUGGAUACAUUGCUCUCUCUGCUUCCACAGUCAUCGGCUCCUAUGCGGUCUGCUAUUGAUCAGGUGUUCAAAUGUUUUUGUAAUGAUAUCACGGAUGAUGGGCUGGGGCGGAUGUUACGAGUCAUAAAGAAAAAUUUAAAGCCAGCAAGACAUCCAGAUGCGGCUAGUGCAGAUGAAGAUGACGACGAUGAAGAUGAUGACUUAUUCAAUAUUGAAGAUGAAGAAAUUGAUCAAGCAGAGACUGGUGAAACAGGUGAUAGCGAUGGGCAGACUGAUGACUCUGAGUCUGUAUUUGAGGCAGAAGAAACUGGUCAGGACCAUCAUGAAGAUUCUGAUGAUUCAGAUAGUGGGAUGGAUGAUGAUGCAAUGUUCAGGAUGGAUACAUAUCUUGCUCAGAUUUUCAAAGAAAAGAAAAAUCAGGCUGGAAGUGAAACCGCUCAUUCCCAACUUUUGUUGUUCAAAUUCCGUAUCCUUUCAUUAUUGGAAAUUUUCCUACGUGAAAAUGCAGGCAAGCCUCAGGUUCUUACUGUGUACUCACAUUUGGCUAGGGCCUUUGUUAACCCACAUACUGCUGAAGUUAGUGAGCAGCUGAGUCAGCGUAUAUUGGGAAUAUUGCAAAAGAAAAUACUUAAAGGAAAGGCGGCCUGUCCAAAGGGUGACGAAAUCCAAUUAUCGACGCUUGAAUCUCUGUUGGAGAGAAAUUUGAAAUUAGCAUCAAGACCAUUUAAAAAGCAAAAGUCUGCAACUGCCUCAAAGCAAAAGUCUGCCUUGAACCGACACAAAACGGUUUCUUCCUUUGCACAAAAAUCAACUUUAUGGAUUUUGAGAAUUGUCGAUGCAAGAAAUUUCACGGUGUCCGAACGGCAGAGGAUUGUUCAAGUUUUCCAGAAAACAGUGGCUGAUUAUUUAGACAGUAAGAAGUCUCAAAUCAAAGCUGGAUUUUUAAAAGAAAUAAUUCAAAGAAGGCCAUGGAUUGGCCAUGGUUUAUUUGGCUUUUUGUUGGAGAGAUGUGGAAGUGCCAAGUCAGAUUUUCGGCGAGUCGAAACCCUUGAUUUGGUAAUGAACAUAUUGAAGUCGUUAGCAACCUCGGGUGGUGAAGUGCAGAAUGCAUCAAAAAAGAUUGUUAAAAACCAUUUGGAUAAACUCUCUCAUUCUAUGAAAGAGUUGGUGACAAAUAUGCCAAGUAAACCGGCAAGAAGGACAGCUGUACUCAAGUUUUGUGUCGAGGUCUUCAAGAUCAUGGCUAAAUACAACCUCACCAAGUAUCUUCUUAAAACAUUGGCACCUGAUGCUCAAGCUGCCCUCAAAGCACAACUUGGUGAGAAAUUUGUUAGUUUGAAGAAGCUGGAAAAAUGAACAAGGAUGUAGAAUUGCUGCUACUACCUGAGUAAAGAGGUAAAGAGAUUCUUGCUACUCAGCCACCCUUAUUAACAGACAAGCCAAAGUAAUCUGUGAUUGGAGCUUGUUUAUGCCUUUGGAAGGGGAACUUUUGUAGACCUUUUAAAUUUAUAUUUAAAUCAGUAAACUUCAAAAUUCAUUUAAGAUAGACUUGUUUAUUGCCUUUUGAAGGUGAAUUUUUGGUAGAACUUUUAAUUUGUAUUUGUUUGUCAUUUUGUGAACUUUUUGCAUGUUACACUUACUAUAUUUGAGUUCAUUUUGAGUUACUAGUAAGAGAGGAUGAACUUUGAUUUUUUA
This is a messenger RNA of Trifolium pratense (red clover), 4318 nucleotides long. RefSeq names its product rDNA transcriptional regulator pol5-like. Gene Ontology annotation, biological process: regulation of DNA-templated transcription. The transcript has 8 exons. NCBI's taxonomy places the organism in Eukaryota, Viridiplantae, Streptophyta, Magnoliopsida, Fabales, Fabaceae. Gene Ontology annotation, molecular function: DNA binding; transcription factor binding. Bases 188 to 3979 code for a protein of 1263 amino acids. Gene Ontology annotation, cellular component: nucleolus. The record is from RefSeq and is a predicted model, not a curated record.